GUCGCGCAUGCGCAUGCAGAGCAGCAGCGUACAAAGAAAUGGCUGUAGAAUCGGCGACCUCUAACGGCGCAACUGAUGUAAGCCAUUCAGAAGGAAUAGACAAGUAUAAUAAAGGAUGGUUAUUGAAGAAAACGCACUACACCAAGCGCUGGAAACAGUUGUGGUUUCAUAUCAGAGAUGGGAAUCUUUUCUACGGUGUUAAUGAAGAGUCAACAGAAAAGGCCAUUCAUCUGGUUGGAGCAAAGGUGGAGUUGUUGGAUGGUGAGGACACAUUUGGCUGGACCGUCACACCAAGGGACAGUAAACGUACAUUCUUCCUGAUGGCCGAUGCUGCAGAAGAGCGUCAAGCUUGGAUGACGGCCAUAUGUGAAGCUCAACUGAGUUCUAAAGACCAUAACUCAAAUGCGUGUGUUGUGCAGUAGUUGCAUUUUAUAUUUUUUUAUAGUUUAUUCUGUUUUUGCUUAUAUGUUAAAUAUGUCCAACCAGGUUCAAGUGUCAGUUUAGCACGAGGCACAUGGAAACCUGAAUACUAUAAUGCACAUUUUCAGUGAAGGAAAUAUACUUUAUUAGUUUUAAACAAGUCACAUGUUGUGUAUAAAUCUAAUGUAUUUUACAACUUUUUACAUAACUUGUACACGUGUUUUCUUGUCAUUUAAAGUACUCACCCCAUGUCAUAAGAACAUCCGUAGACAGGUACAUAAUACACAUGUGAAAAAAUAAGCUUUAUCAGGAAAAAGUCCUUAAUUGUGCUUAUGUUCAUAUGUAUGCUGUGUAGUUUUUAAUAAAUCAAACGCAUGGUUUCCAAGCUGCUGUUAGUUUUUGAGUGGUUACAAAAUA
Molecule: messenger RNA, 837 nt
Organism: Triplophysa dalaica
Lineage: Eukaryota; Metazoa; Chordata; Actinopteri; Cypriniformes; Nemacheilidae
Product: pleckstrin homology-like domain-containing protein
Exons: 2
Coding region: 39-422 (127 amino acids)
Biological process (GO): retrograde transport, endosome to Golgi; endosome organization; receptor recycling
Cellular component (GO): early endosome; recycling endosome; trans-Golgi network
Source: RefSeq, a predicted model, not a curated record